Messenger RNA from Dovyalis caffra, 1947 nucleotides. The record is from the annotation of a GenBank genome assembly. NCBI's taxonomy places the organism in Eukaryota, Viridiplantae, Streptophyta, Magnoliopsida, Malpighiales, Salicaceae.
AUGGACUUUUGGAGUUAUGCUCCAGAAGGAAAAGGCCUUCUGUUUGCUGAUGAAAUAGAUUUAUCUGUUGAUGCAUUUGCAAGAAGUAGAAAAGCAUUUAUAGGAUGGGAUACAGAAUCAGUUGAGAGUACAGAGUUUAUAGAUUUUGGUUUCUCUGAAAUUCCGAGAAAGCCUUUUCAUGGUAGCAAAACGGGUGUGGGGAUGUUUGGUGGUAGCGAUGUUAGUAUCAAUUCGAGUAAACUAGCAGUAGGUUCUCCUAAUUUUAUGAUGGCGUCCAAUUCAUCCAUGGAAUCUGGAUCCAAUCAUUCCAAUUCUCUCAUGGAAUCUAAUAGUCAGGAUUCAUCACUGAUUGAUCUGAAGCUAGGGAGAUUGGCUGAUUGCAAAGAUGCACAGGGUAGUAUGUUUUCAAAAGAGAAAGUAUUGUUAUCUUCAGUGAGCCCAACUGCUCAGGCAAAGCGUGCUCGAACCACGUGUUCACGCUCUCAGACUUCCUUUUGCCAGGUCUAUGGUUGUAACAAGGAUCUUAGUUCCUCAAAGGAUUACCACAAGAGGCAUAAAGUCUGUGAGGUUCACUCGAAAACUCCUCAAGUAAUUGUUAAUGGCAUUGAACAGAGGUUUUGUCAACAGUGUAGCAGGUUUCACUUGCUGGUUGAGUUUGAUGAUGGUAAGCGCAGUUGUCGUAAACGCCUGGCAGGCCACAAUGAACGUAGGAGGAAGCCUCAAUUUGGUACCCUCUCUGUCAAGCCGCAUAAGUUACUGCAUCCAUAUCAAGGGACCAAAUUUCUGGGGACUUCCUUGCCAAAGAGAACAUCUUUUCUUUUUCCAAACAUGCUUCCAGGUGGUACUUUUUGUCCAAAAAGCUACGAAGAAGAUAAUUGGUCUAGGCAUGUUAAAUUGGAAGAGAAUUCAAUUUACAGCUCUCCAUCAGCAAUAUCCAUAAGAAAUGGGCAGUUGCUGCCAAAGUCACUCCUCCAUCUGCAUGGCAAGGGGAUACAAAAGACUUGUGGAAUUUCUCCACCAGCAACUGAAGACUACACUAUUUCUAACACAGCAACAACUAUUCAUGAGUUCGCUGGGGUGUCGCACUCUAGCUGUGCUCUCUCUCUUCUGUCAGCUGAAUCACAGGACUUGAGCCGUUCUGCAGGAAAUAUAAUGGCUAGGCCCUUGAUCAGUCAAGUGGGUCGUGCCCGUCAGAGCUUGGGUAUUGCUAACAAAUCUUUAGGGGUAGGCUCUUCAGAAAAGUACGUGCCAAAUGGAAUCAAUUCAUCGGGAAUGAAUUUCAUGGAAGUCAACAAUAUGGGGCCAUUUGUGGUUUCUGGUUCUGGUCAUGCUGCUGACCUUCAAGUUGAAACAGAUGGAUUUCUACAACAGUCAGAUUUUUCUAAUUCCAAGUAUUGUGAUUCUCCAGAAAAUGGAUCGACUGUGGAUUUGUUUCAAUUAUCAUCACAUCUUCAGAGGAUGGAGCAACGGAGGAACUCUGUGGAAGUGAAGCAUGAAAAUGAGGAUUUCUCCAGUUUUGGUGUCACUUACGGGGUUUUAAUACAAUCCUCCACCUCUGGUGUUGUGGAUGGAAUAUCAGUUUGGUCCUUGAAAACUCCUGCAACUCUCGAGUCAUUUGCAUUAGUGAAAAAAAGGAAACAAGAAACCUAUCCCGAAGUUCUGGGAGCUUUGACCCAACAUGCUUUGGAAUUGGAAUGGAUUGCUUUUCCGCCCUUGGUAUUAUUAAUAUUGCUUUCUUUACUCUACUUCCAACUGAAGCAAAAGGUCAAGUGGCCACCUCAUCCACUCCUUAAAGGGAGCUCUCCCCUUUUCUUCUUGGUGGUCGGGGAUUGUGGACGAAGACUUAUCUUCUUAUCCGGCCAAUUCGGGCUAACUUGUGUUGCCAUUGGGUACAAGUUGGUCUCUGAUCCAAUGAUGUCACUAAUGACGCAUGCUAAUGGCACAUGA